Stylophora pistillata is the source of this 1778-nucleotide messenger RNA. RefSeq lists its product as uncharacterized. The record is from RefSeq and is a predicted model, not a curated record. NCBI's taxonomy places the organism in Eukaryota, Metazoa, Cnidaria, Anthozoa, Scleractinia, Pocilloporidae.
UUCGUUUUCAGUUUGACUUUACUCGCAAAUUCUGCAGCUGCGUAUUCGUUACUUGGGAGAGGAGAUUAACUACGUACCUAAAGUGGUCAGCAAUGAAUAGUCUGUUAUGAUUCUUUCAGACGACCAGAAACGAUGGGUAGUCUUUGGAGUUGCUCUAAACAAGGUUCUGGUCGUACACAUACGGCCGUUUGUUAAGCAAGAGAUUCAUAGAGAGUAUGGUAAUCUUCAGACCAGCCAUAACAUCCAUACUCAGAGCUAUAAUGGGCAACUCCAAAAGCACACAGUGACUUUAAGGUAUGAGAACAUCAAUGGAAACGACACACUACCCAGGAAACCUGGUGGAAAGUAUGACUACCCCAAGUUUGACUACCAGGUGACGUCAUGUAUUGACUUUGCCAAGCUAUACGUGGAGAAGCACAUGGGCAAGUUUGACGCAUUUGACGAGCAGUGUGAUGCAUCAGCUGUGCUCACACUACUUGGUAAAGUUCCCGUGUUUUCUGUUGCUGUUCAGUCUGCUGCUGGUGACGUUAAACAAGCUAGGAAUGCAUGGGCACACUGUGAGUUCAGAACCAUACUGUGUAUGAACGCUACUGUUGACCCUGAUCUGGUAAAGGCUGUUCAGCAGGAGCUCAUUGGUCUGAAGAACGAUGUUGAUAAGCUAGCAUUUGAAAAAGAGGAAGAAAGAGAGCAAUUGCAGACUGCGCUUCAGAAUGCUGUAGGCCAUCAGAAAGAGCUGGAAAAACGCGUUUCGAAGGUCGAAAGGGAACAAUGCCGCCGUCGUGAGAAAUAAUCGUCGUUCAACACGUGUAACACUACCUCGAGCAUAUUUUUCUUUUUGAUGUUUCAGAGAUUACCAGUUGGGAAGCAGAAAUCAACGAGUAUGCUAGACGUUAUGAUCCAGAUACAAGAAGGUGGUUUUUCGAGGAUUUCCACAUAUGGUUCGGGGAUCCUGGAGACUCCAGAGCGUAUGUUUGGCUUGGAGAUACUGGGGUCAGCAAGAGUGUCAUGGCUGGUGCCUUGGCACGCCAAACAAGAAAAGCAGGAAACUGAGCAGCGGCCUAUUUUUGCCGCCACAACGAUGCGACAAGAGGCAAUCCCAGUUAUCUACUGGGGACUAUCACAUGCCAACUUUGCAAAUGUAAUGAGCAGUACAAUAGUCUUGUGGAAGGGGAAGUUGGCAUCACAAAGUCUUUAGGUAAUUCUGCUCUAGGUGUUCACGAAUUGUUUACCAAAUUAUUACAAGAGCUACUGGCUCAAUGCACCUCUUCUGACACCAGAAAGUUAAUCGUCAUUGAUGCACUAGAUGAGACAGAUUACGAGUCUAGGGAAGAUGUUCUCGAUCUUAUAAUGCACCGUUUUCCCAUGCUUCCACAAUGGCUUGUUUUCUUUAUCACCAGUCGCCCUGAGGAUUGUGUUCAAUUCAGAUUAAAAAGGUACAAUCCCUGUAUAAAAAUUUGUGCCAGAAAUAGCGAACACGUUAAGUUCUAUCAACAGCACGAACAAGACAUAAAGCUAUAUUUAGAGAAAACCGUCAAUUUCACACGUCUGCCGUACUCGGUGGAUGAUGUAGCAAAGAAAUGCAGCGGAUUGUUUUUGUACACCUUCUAUGUUAAGAAAGCUCUCAAGGAUGAAGGGAAUUCAGGUAAGAUUAGUCAGCUUGAUGAACUAAUCCCCAGAGACAUGGAGAGUUUUUUUCUGCAGAAUUUCAGGAGAAUUUAUGACAAAGUAGGAGCGGACUUGUACAGGAAAUCGUUUGGAUGUACCAUAGCUGCUCCAUC